Polypterus senegalus (gray bichir) is the source of this 936-nucleotide messenger RNA. Its product is annotated as trace amine-associated receptor 13c-like. Gene Ontology annotation, molecular function: trace-amine receptor activity. Gene Ontology annotation, biological process: G protein-coupled receptor signaling pathway. Lineage: Eukaryota; Metazoa; Chordata; Cladistia; Polypteriformes; Polypteridae. The coding region runs from base 1 to 936 and encodes 311 amino acids. Gene Ontology annotation, cellular component: membrane. The record is from RefSeq and is a predicted model, not a curated record. The transcript is spliced from 2 exons.
AUGGAUUUUUCAGAAAACCAAGACUUUGAGCCAGUGCAGUAUUGUUUUUAUUCUGGAAAUAUAUCCUGCCCAAAAGCAGUUAGAUCAAUGGCCUUUUAUGUGAUUAUUUACAUUUUUGCAGCAGCAUCCGUGAUGUUGACAAUCUGUGGGAAUCUUGUGGUGAUCAUUUCGAUCUCCCACUUCAAGCAGCUCCACACACCAACAAAUCUUCAUGUGCUGUCUCUUGCUGUAGCAGAUUUUCUGAUUGGUCUGAUUGUGAUGCCUUUCACCAUUAUUCAAACAAUUGAAACCUGCUGGUAUUUUGGGGACAUAUUUUGCUUUGUUCAUACAGUAUUUUAUCUUGUGUUAACCUCAGCUUCUAUUAGCAGUUUGGUAUUUAUAGCUAUAGAUCGUUACUUUGCUAUAUGUCAUCCAUUUAUGUAUACCCAUAAAAUAACAAUAACUGUCACAUGGUGUUUUAUUGGACUUAGCUGGUUGUUAUCAAUGGUUUACACUUGGGCAAUUUUAUUUUUUAAAGGAAAUGUUGAUGGUGUUACUGACCUAAAUGCCUGUCCUGGAGACUUUAUUGUUGCAAGACGGCAUGCAAGGCUAAUUAGUUCAAUGUCGCAACAAAUCUCAUCUAUUGAAGGAAAUAAACAAAAUAUAUCCAAAAGAUCUGAAAGAAAAGCUGCAAAAACAUUAGGAAUUGUAAUAUUUGUUUUUUUCCUUUGUUGGGUUCCUUACUAUAUUUGUACUUUAAUUGUUCCCAAUAUGUAUGUUUCUAAUCCAUCUCUGGCUAUUCAUGUGCUGAGCUGGGUGAGUUACUUUAAUUCAAGUUUGAAUCCAAUUAUUUAUGCAUUGUUUUAUCCUUGGUUUCAAAAAUCUUUGAAACUCAUAGUGACUUUUAAAAUUUGUAGUCCUUCUUCUUCACUAAUAAACUUAUUUGCAGAAAAUUAG